AUGCUUGAAAGUAUGGUUUGCAAUAUUGCUGCCUCUGGAGGCCUUGGUGGGGAAGUUUUCAUAUGGGAUGUGGAAACUGCACUUACUCCAGUGUCAAAGUCUGGGGAUGCAAUGGAAGAGGAUUGUUCAAAUGGUGUAAAUGGUUCUACUAAUUCUUUGCCCAUGACAAGUUUACGAACCAUUAGCUCAAGCAAUAGCAUUUCUGCACACACGACUCAGUCCCAUGGAUAUGUCCCAGUUGGUGCUAGAGGCCAUAAGGAAUCAGUCUAUGCAUUGGCAAUGAAUGAUAGUGGAACUCGUCUGUCUCUGAUUGUGCGCGUUUGCGACCUCCGUAGUGGUUCGAAGGCUAUGAAGCUUAGAAGGCAUACUAAAAUUAGAGCUCUACAUCUGGAUUCUACUGGCAGGGAGUGUAUUGAUUCUCAGGUUCUUCUGAUUCUAUGGGUGUGGGACCUUGGCAUGCAGCGAUUAGAGUACUCAAAAGCCUUUUCGAGUGAAGCAUGUUCAGUCAGGGAUGGCAAUGAAGAUCUGCCUAAUAGAAGUCUGCAUGUACCCGCACCCGAUGAAGGUGGUUUUUUACCUGCAAAAGCGGUUAUGGAGAUGGGUGUUAAAUACUUAAGUAGAGGCAGAAGCGAGCAUUUUAAAGCUUUUUAUGUUAAUGAUAAAGAGGUAUAA
Molecule: messenger RNA, 672 nt
Organism: Dovyalis caffra
Lineage: Eukaryota; Viridiplantae; Streptophyta; Magnoliopsida; Malpighiales; Salicaceae
Source: the annotation of a GenBank genome assembly